AUGGGAAGAAAGGAUAAACAACGUAAUAAGCUCCGCCAAUUUACCAAACAGAAACAGUCGCAGAAAGCCAAGAAAAGUGACCAAAUAGGCUCUGCAAAAUCUCAGGAUUCAUCGGCAAGCAUUGAAGAGAGUGUCGAAUAUUCAGAAGAGACCGAAACGGAUUGUUUGCUUCCAAUCAGACGAGAAAUUCUGCAAGAUCCAAGCACUGAGCUCCCGGGUUUUGUAGCAGAGGAAAUUGCUGAACAGGAACAAGUCUAUAGAGAAAGCCAGGAGAUAGCCAAUGGGUACGGAUCGAUAGCCAGGAAGGACGACGAGCUCGGGACGCCAGCUACUGCGGUUGGUGUGGCCGAAGAGCCACUCUCGAAAGCAAGAUUACAGGUGAUUAUGCUGUCGAUGUACUUGGGGAUCUUUCUAGCGGCCAUUGAUAACACCAUUGUGUCUACUACGGCUGCUCAUGUGGCUUCAGAGUUUAAGGAAUUGCCCAGAGUGGCCUGGAUCGCCACAGCGUAUCUACUCUCUAGCGCUACCUUCCAGCCGUUGUACGGAAAACUGUCGGACAUCUUUGGGCGCAGAUGCCUGUUGAUAUUCACGAACAUUGCAUUUCUCAUAGGGUGCUUGAUGUGCGGUAUAAGUCGGUCCUUCUGGUGGCUGGUCGUUUCGCGGUUCAUCGCUGGCGUUGGCGGCGGUGGUGUCACGUCAAUGAGCUCCAUCACCAUCACAGACAUCGUGCCGUUGAGCGAAAGAGCGCUGUACCAGGGUACCUGCAAUAUUUUCUACGGCUUGGGGACAGCCUGCGGUGGCAUUGUUGGCGGUUGGUUCAGCGACAACUGGGGAGGCUGGAGAAUGGCCUUCUUGGUCCAGGUCCCGCUCUCAGCGAUCAGUCUGUUCAUGAUAGUCCUCUAUCUAAGGCUGCCAGUCAAGGCAAACGAGAAUGCAAGCGGUAGGUCCAUGAGACAAAAGUUGCUGGCUAUUGACUGGUUCGGAGCCUUGGCACUGGUGGUAUUUCUUGCUCUUUUCCUGAUGGCCGCCUCUCUCGGAGGCAAAGAGCUGGCCUACGCUUCCAAGACGUUUGCAUUACUGAUUAUACUGUCUUCACUCGCCCUCGCCGUCUUCGUAUAUGCGGAACUGCGAGUCGCCAAGGACCCGAUCCUGCCGCUAAGGUUCCUGAGUAACCGCAGCGUCCUGGGCUCCAGCUUGAGCAACUGGUUCUGCAUGAUGGCCACCAUGACCACAAGCUACUACCUGCCGAUCUACUUCUCCGGCGUGCUCAACAUGAGUCCCACCGACAUCGGCAAGAGACUGACCCCAAACUUCUUCAGCGUCGCCUUUGGCUCUCUCGGCGCCGGAUACUACAUGAAGAAGACCCGCAAGUACUACUGGUUUGUGCUCUUCUUUUGCGCCGUUGCCGUGCUGGGCCAACUGCAGAUCCUGCUCAUCGACCCGCACGUCUCCACCUGGAGGCAGUUUACUCUGACGCUGGUCCCAGGCUUCGGCUCCUCGGUCCUCAUCACCGUCGCCCUGCUCGCCAUGAUCGCUGUGGUGCCGCACAAGCACCAGGCCGCGACCACCUCCAUCUCCUACGCCUUCCGAUCCACGGGCUGCGUGCUCGGCGUCGCCCUUGGAGGCGCCAUCUUCCGCGAGUCCCUCAGCUCCCUCACAACACGUCGUGUGCUGGCCUACCUCUCGGACAGCCAUCCCAGAGAGGAACUACUCAAGAUCAUACAAAAAUCUUCUACAUCCUCCGAAUGGGUCCACAACAAGGCCCCACAGUUCAUCCGUCCCGUCCUCAUAGACUGCUACAACGCAGCUUGCAAGAACACUUUUCUCUUCUGUCUGCUGUGCUCGCUACUGGCACUACUAAGCAUAUCCAUCAUCGAAGAGAAGAAGCUACACUCUUCGCUUCAGAGAAAGGAACAAGACGCACAAGACUCUCAGCUAUUGGCCUAG
Messenger RNA from Torulaspora globosa, 1947 nucleotides. RefSeq names its product Vba4p (gene VBA4). The coding region runs from base 1 to 1947 and encodes 648 amino acids. The record is from RefSeq and is a predicted model, not a curated record. Gene Ontology annotation, cellular component: fungal-type vacuole membrane. NCBI's taxonomy places the organism in Eukaryota, Fungi, Ascomycota, Saccharomycetes, Saccharomycetales, Saccharomycetaceae. The transcript has a single exon. Gene Ontology annotation, molecular function: basic amino acid transmembrane transporter activity. Gene Ontology annotation, biological process: transmembrane transport; basic amino acid transport.